AUGACCGUAGGACCUUGUUUAAUCGUAACCAUUAGUGUGGCAGCACUUCUGGUGGUACUGGUCAGCUUUUCCACCGCUGAUGUUGGGAAAUCACUUCAGCAAGCGAUCUCGCCUCAUUCCGGCUAUCCAGUGUGGCAUCCUCCGAUCGAAGACUUUGAUCCACAAUUGUAUGACACGGCAAUCUUCUUUAACCUCAUCUCGGAAGUACUGAGUACCUAUUUUAUCUUCAAGUGGGUGACUUCGAGUGAGAAAAAGCAUGCCACCUAUUUCGUUUUGGAUGAUACCAGAACGGCUACGACCGACAAAUUCAAUUAUCUUUUGGGCGCCUAUUGCCUCUUCACUUCUAUUAACGCGGUGGGCGGAAGGCUUACCUCGAAUACCUCUGUCGGGUGGCUGGGAUUCUAUGUAUUUUUGGUCUCCGCCCUGUGUCUGUUACUCAAAUGGCCUUAUGAUGCGGCUUGGUUUAAGAUGCAAGGGCUCUGUUCCGACUUCGCCCUUUUCGCCCAAUUCGUACGAAUGUACGUUACCACGAAACGUCACUUGCGAGAUGGUCACUCUGAAAGGAGACCUCUUAAUAACAAUGUGGAUGCAGCGGAGACAGCUGUGGAACUUCACCAUCCACCCGAAAAUUCUGGAAUUGUUCAUCCGUAUCAAAUAUUGUUUUUGGUCGUCGCUUCGUUUUUCCACAUCCUUGGCAAUAUCCUGAUUAACGAAUUCUUUAUUCCAUUCUCGAUCAGCUACCUUUUAUUCUUCUUGACGUACAGCAUCACAUACCCGACCUACGCGUACUUUGUCUACCUGACCUACAACUCUCCUUCCAUUCAUCAAAACAAGCUCAUUUACUUACCCGACACCGCCGGCUGGAAGGUGGCCACCGUGACGAUCUCCGCGAUUACACUUUCACUCUUGACCAUGCGGUUAGCCGUUUUGACACAAUAA
Acaulospora colombiana is the source of this 939-nucleotide messenger RNA. Lineage: Eukaryota; Fungi; Glomeromycota; Glomeromycetes; Diversisporales; Acaulosporaceae. The record is from the annotation of a GenBank genome assembly.